Messenger RNA from Zasmidium cellare ATCC 36951, 1896 nucleotides. RefSeq lists its product as uncharacterized. The record is from RefSeq and is a predicted model, not a curated record. The transcript has 3 exons. Lineage: Eukaryota; Fungi; Ascomycota; Dothideomycetes; Mycosphaerellales; Mycosphaerellaceae. The coding region runs from base 1 to 1896 and encodes 631 amino acids.
AUGCAACACCGGUCAUGGUUGAAGAGUUCUCUUGCACUUCCUCUUUUCUUGCUAUCGCCGCUCCAGGCCGCCGCGGAUAUCCACAAAUACGACAAAGACUCUGGGUUGUUUAGCUAUGUAACGCAUCCCGAAAUCAAAGCGCCGAGAUGGAAGGUCAACAUCACCGAACCGGACCUCGUAACUCCAGGAUAUUGGUUCGUAGCUCCGUUCGAGAGAAUCGACCAGCCUGAGCCAGGCAAUGGUUGGAUCGGCCCUCACAUAUACGAUGGCAACGGCGAAUUGGUAUGGAGCGGGGUGUCCAUGACCGAGAACUGGGAUACCAUUGAUUUCAAGAUGAGCAAUGUACGCGGCAAGGAUAUGAUGACAUUUCUGGUCCAGCGAACGGGCAACGGCCUGAUUGUGGAUAAUUCUUUUCAACUGCGAGAGACAGUCGACGUCGGUACUCUCGGGGUUGACUUCAACUCGCAUGAGUUUAAUUUUAUCGAAGACGGAACCAAGGCCAUCGUACUUUCCGAGGGCCGAAGGAACGCCACCAAGGAGCAGGCUCUGGGCGUCAAGUAUGAGGAGGGGGAAUGUGUCGCCAUGUUUGAUGGCUUCAAGGUACUGGAUACCAAGACGUGGAAGCCGCUGUUCGAAUGGAGCUCGUUCGAUCAUGUCGCACUCAACGAGAGCACAUUCCUGGACGGCCCGAUCAAAGACUUGUGCACCAGUCCGUGGGCUUGGGACUUCAUUCAUCUCAACUCCGUCGACAGGGACCACAAUGGUGACUUCUAUGUCUCUGGGAGACAUACGGACACCAUAUAUAAGGUAUCCAAGGAUGAUGGACACAUCAUGUGGAGGCUGCAUGGCCACCAGAAAGAUGACGGCGAGUGGGAUGCGAAGGGCCUUUCCUUCUCCAGGCAGCACAACGUGCGCUUUCGCGGAUUCAACGGUACCCACGAAAUCAUCUCAAUCCUUGAUAACGCCCAUGGUCAGGACAAGCAACACGCCACGCAUGACUUCUCCAGAGGUCUCACCAUUGCCCUGAAGACCGAUGUAGAGCCCAAGACUGCGGGCAUCGUCCAAGCAAUCGAUCAUCCAUUGGGCCACGGAAACUAUGCUCCACGACGGGGCAACUACCAGUUGCUGCCGAAUGGCCAUGUUUUCAUGGGUUGGUCUGAGCAGGCUACCCAGAGUGAGCACACCGAGGACGGAAAGCUCGUCAUGCAGGCCACUCUGGCGACCGAGUGGCUUGGUACCUAUCGCAGUUACAAGUUCCCGUUCGUAGGUCAGCCAGCGCAUCCUCCGAGGGCGGCGUCCGCGGCGUAUAUGAGUGAGUACAGGAACACCACCUCGACGGUGGUUCACGUGAGCUGGAACGGCGCCACGGAAAUCGCAUCGUGGAAUCUGUACAAGACCACCGAGUCGGGCUCCCCAAUGAUCAAGAUCUUCUCGAAGGAAAAGACGGGUUUCGAGACCGCGAUGGUAUGGGAAGGAUUCGCCGCCUAUGUCAUCGUGGAGGCAGUCGACAAGUCAGGAAACGUCGUCGGAAGGUCGAACAUCGCAAAGACCUUGGAGCCACCAGAGGAUGCCAUGAGCGCCGCCGUGGCCGAGGAGUUGUUCUGGCUCCAGGAAAUUUCCGGCGAGAACGAUGGGUGGAGGGGGAAGGAUGUCUAUGUUCCAAUCCCUGCUGAACGAAGCUUCAGCGUCUCUCUUUUAAUCUUUUUCUUUGGUGUGGUCUGUAGCGUGGCGGCCUUCAUCGUGGUAUGGCGGCUGCGGGCGAAAGGGUAUCUCCGCGGUGUGAAGACCCAACGGUAUCAGGCGCUGGCGGAUGAGGAGAAAUUGGGCGACGAGGAAGUGGCUGAGCGGCCAUAUCCUCAGCGGCAUUCAAGUCGAGGAUUUCGAGAUAGCUCUUGA